AUGAAUGGUGCAGGAUUAGAAAGAAAAGACUAUCUUACGUAUGGUGACUUUAAACUGAUGAUGAAGGAAUACAAAGGUGACUUUGUGGCCAUCGGGCUUGACUGCAAGGGUGCAAAGCAGAACUUUUUAGAUAUGUCAACAAACAUUGCACGUAUGACAAGCUUUCAUAUUGAGCAUCUUCCACAUGAAGAAGCCAAGUGCUGGGUACGAAAGCAGUGGUACGCUAUUGCUACAUUCCUUGAAGAAAAUCGCCAAAAUAUUUACUAUCUCUUCGUAUUCUACGUCACAACUAUUGCACUUUUUAUAGAGAGGUUUAUACAUUAUUCAUUUAUGGCGGAGCAUACGGAUCUACGCCACAUACUUGGUGUCUGGAUCUCAAUAACUCGUGGCUCGGCUGCAGCUCUUUCCUUUUGCUACAGCCUCCUGCUUCUUACAAUGUGCCGCAAUAGUUUAACAAAACUCAAGGAGUUCUCAAUACAGCAGUACAUACCUUUAGACUCACACAUACAGUUUCACAAGAUCGUUGCUUGCACAGCCUGCCUAUUUUCUGUCUUGCACAGUAUUGGACAUAUUAUAAACUUCUAUCACAUUUCAAACCAGCCACUGGCCCACCUACGAUGUCUUUCUAGUGAAGUCAGCUUCUCCAGCGAUGCUCAGCCCACCAUCUCCUACUGGCUGUUUCAAACAAUUACUGGUAUUAGUGGAAUCCUUCUCUUUAUAGUGAUGACAACAAUAAUCACAUUUGCGCAUCCAACUAUCAGACAGAAAGCAUACAAAUAUUUCUGGAAAACGCACAGCCUCUACAUUCUGCUGUAUGUGCUGUGUCUGAUCCAUGGCUUGGCAAGACUAACUGGAUCUCCUCGCUUCUGGAUAUUUUUUAUAGGGCCAGCUGUACUUUUUGCCGUUGAUAAGGUAGUUAGUUUGAGAACUAAGUACAUGGCCUUGGAUAUAAUAGAGACAGAGCUGCUGCCAUCUGACGUCAUCAAGAUAAAGUUCUAUCGACCACCAAAUUUGAAGUACCUUUCAGGCCAGUGGGUGAGGCUAGCCUGCAGUGUCUUUCCCUCCCAGGAGUUUCAUUCGUUUACGCUGACUUCUGCGCCACACGAGAACUUUUUAUCGUGCCACAUCAAGGCACAGGGCCCAUGGACCUGGAAGCUGCGCAAUUACUUUGACCCUUGUAACUAUAACCCAGAGAUUGUGCGCCCCAAGAUCCGAAUUGAGGGACCGUUUGGUGGCGGUAAUCAGGACUGGUACAAGUUUGAAGUAGCAGUCAUGGUGGGGGGUGGAAUCGGUGUCACGCCUUAUGCAUCUAUGCUCAAUGAUCUCGUAUUCGGUACUUCAACUAAUCGGUACUCUGGUGUGGCUUGCAAAAAGGUAUAUUUCUUAUGGAUCUGUCCAUCUCAUAAGCAUUUCGAAUGGUUUAUUGAUGUUUUAAGAGAUGUCGAAAGAAAAGAUGUUACAGAUGUUCUUGAAAUUCAUAUAUUCAUUACACAAUUUUUUCACAAGUUUGAUUUGCGGACAACAAUGCUUUAUAUUUGUGAAAAUCAUUUUCAUAGAGUAUCAAAAACUAGUAUAUUUACAGGUUUAAAGGCAAUCAAUCAUUUUGGAAGGCCAGAUAUGACCUCAUUUUUAAAAUUUGUACAGAAAAAGCACAGCUAUGUAAGCAAAAUAGGAGUUUUCAGCUGUGGACCACGUCCACUGACCAAGAGCGUCAUGUCAGCCUGUGACGAGGUGAACAAGGGCCGGCAGCUACCUUACUUCAUUCAUCACUUUGAAAACUUUGGCUAAGCUACGUUCAAGGAUAGUUUAAUUAAUACCGUUCUGUAGUAGAUCUAGAUGCUCUGCUAGUGACUGCAUUCUAGCUCGAAAUACAGAAAAGACAUGUUCUACAAUAAUGUAUGAAUACCUAUUUCCUGUUGUCCUUCUGCUGUUGGAUCUAUUGCAUACUGUCACCUAAAAGUAGCAUAAAAUUUAAGAAAUCUUUGCACUCCAUUAAUCUAAAGUAUUAAAUACUGGAAUAGAUAUACUAAGCUAAAUCAGUCACAUUUUUGUUAACUAAUUAACUAAGAAGUUUUACAUAGUUAAUCAGCAGACUUAUUAUUUUUAUUAGAUGUUUGUCCUAAAGACCACGUAUAGAAUUGUCAAGCAUCAACCUAAUAUCACCAUUAGUAUAAAAAGUAUAAUAGUAUUAUUGAUAAAUUAAAUAAGUUCUUGGAAACUGGCUAUGACAAUAAAAAAAAUUUAAACACUAGUUUUCCAACAAAAAAUUUAGUGAAAAAAUAAGCAUUCUUCAACUUUGGUUUAUAAAAGCAGCAGCGUGGAGAGCCUCUGCAAAAGGCCAAACCCACUUCCUGCAUUCAGUAUCAAAAGAUUUCAAGCGAGUGCGUUUAUAAUGAAAAUGUACAACAAAACUAACUAUAUCUUAAGGACCAAGUAGAAUCAGUUAAUGUCGAUUUUUGAAACAUAAUAAUGCUUUGAAUAACAUUAAGAUUGCAGAUGUAAGCAACAUUCUGUAAACAAACUAACCACUUCCUGAAUCGUCAUUAAUUGCUGGAGAUUACUAACAAUUGUUGCCGAGGUUGUUUUUUUUUUUUUUUUUAGUGUCAAAGCUGUGGUAUGCAUUUUUUCCCUUAAAUGUAGCAUAAACAUUUAUUUACGUCGAAGAAAAAUUAACAGAACUACUUAUAGAAAGAACGGCCUACUCAUUUUAAACAUGUCUUAGCAUUUACAAAAUAAGCUAAGUUGCAAAAGGCUUUGUUAUUUAUUUAGUCUUUUACUAUAUUACUGUAUUCAGAUUACUGUAAGCGUGUACAGUUAUUGAUGUUACAUUUUAAUAAUUGAAACUGGAUCCUAUAACUUCUACAUUUAAAAAUACAAAAGAGCAGCGGUAAGUAAAAUCAAGUAACUAAUAACAAGUAGGAAGAUACUUAUGUUAUUGGCAGGAAAUUGCAAGUAUGCUAAAUCUUAAUAUUAUUAACAGUAACGGUAUAUUGGAAGAUUAAUUAUCAAUUUUUGUUACUAAAUAUCUAAGAUACUGCUUGUUCUUAUGUACAUUUCUUAUUUUCAGUACACUUGCUUGAAAUUUAUAGAGCCUGGUUGCGGAGUAUGGGUGGAUUUUCUGCAGUGGCUAUCUGCCCUCUUAAUCCUACGAACUUAAGUCAAAAAUGGAAUAAACGGCAAUAUAGUAAAAUGUAUAGUAAAUUUUGACAGAGUAAGUUUUGUUUGAAAAACAGGCCUAUCUUAGCUAACAACUGUUUGGGGCCGUUUUUCUAGAGGCAUUUUUUCAUCUGGUUAGCAGUUUGCGACAACUUUUUAUCUCAUCAUGCUAAAAUUUUGUAUUUAUGUAAGAGACAAUAAACUCUUCUUCUGUGUAAACUUGAGUUUAUUUUGGCCCAAGGUAGCUUAUUUUGUUUAUGCCUGAAUUGCUCAUUUUUUUGUAAUAUACAUUAUAACGUGUGAUUUUUUGACGUUUUUGAGCCACGAAAACUCUGUUUCAAAAGUUUUUAUUAUUUUUUAGAGACUUCGCUUGACAUUUGUAGUUAUUAGAAAGAAGCUUAAUAUUGUAUAAUUUUAGUUAACAAGUAUUAAAAUUUUUUUGUCAUCGUCAGAGAUUCUUAGUCAGAAAAACUACUUCUAUUAAUCUAAUUUUACGUAACAAACAUAACCAUUUAAAUCUCAAUUAGUGCAUGCAACAAAAAUAUUAUGCAUCAUUAUUAGAGCAAUGAAAAAAAUGUAAAUUGUUUUUUUGAUAAGGUUCUGUACUAGUUUCCUGUAAAACAAGGUACUACCUUGAUCUGACACUAAGAUAUAAACUAUCUUAAUUUAGUGUUAAAGGCUCUUUUUACCACCAGGACAUUAAUUUAUCUCAGUUUAAUUAAAAAAAUAUGCCAUCAUAGUAAAGCAAAGAAAAUGAUUGCAGAUCUGCUGAAAAAGUCAAUUUUUCACAUUUUUUAAGUAGACAAAAAACACAUCAUUAGGUAUGUAUUAGUUGUUUGCUUGCUACUUCCUCGCGGUAAGAAAUAAAUCAUUUGUUUUCAAAAGAUAACUCUUUUUCUAAUCCAACAUAUAGAUUUUUUCUAUGCCAAAGUAGUACUUAUAAAUUGUAAAUCCCAGACACGAUCAUUCUUAGCGAGAAAAUGUUCUUUCUUGCCUUAUAGUCAGUUGUAUAUAAAUAUAACAAGAAUGCUGUAAGCUACAUUUAUUUGUGGAAUAUUAAAACACUUACAAGAUUUUGAAUAAAUAAUUUUAUGGUUUAAAAAAUAGUUGUAGUACGGGUAAGUUUAAAGAUGUUAAUAACGAAAAUAGUCUCAGCUAACGUUAAUUAAGAGUUAUUUUUAACAGUCACUACGUUAUUCCUUCAUGUAAGCGCAAUGAUGUUUUUUGUUCUUUAGCCGUAUCAUUUGUGUUAGAAUUAUAAUUGGACUAUUUGAAACGGAGUGCUACUAGAUGAUCCGAUGGUCUUCAACUUGUCAACUUUCACGUAUGUAUCAGGAAUGCGUAUGCAUACGCGUAUGGAUAUGAGGAUUGUUAUAGUUAAGUAGUUGUAAUUUUCAUUGUCUACUAAUUUUGUUUGUAUUAAAACAAUACUUUUUUCUCAAUUGUUUUAAAUUAAUUAUACGUUUUCUUAUAAGCUAAGAGUAAAAGGAAAGUCAAAUCUUAAA
Molecule: messenger RNA, 4661 nt
Organism: Copidosoma floridanum
Lineage: Eukaryota; Metazoa; Arthropoda; Insecta; Hymenoptera; Encyrtidae
Gene: Duox
Product: dual oxidase
Biological process (GO): response to oxidative stress; superoxide anion generation; defense response
Cellular component (GO): NADPH oxidase complex; plasma membrane
Molecular function (GO): heme binding; calcium ion binding; superoxide-generating NAD(P)H oxidase activity
Source: RefSeq, a predicted model, not a curated record